CAUCCUUAUUUUUCUUGAAAUUCUCACUCUCGUUCUAGUCGUUCUUCUCGAUGCUCGGAUCGACCUAGUUGAAACGAUGGAGCAACGCGCGUUCGUCAAUCAGAGACGCAUAGAAUUCUUUGAACCUCAUGCUGAUGGCAACUUCUCAUCUAGAAAUUACCCCACUCUUUCCGACAGAGGAAAUAGUAUUUUGGCCAUUGCUGCAGAGGAGGAUGAUGCCGAAGCAUACUACCCUUCUGUGUUUUGCGUUACUCCAAACCGCAGCAAUUUGUACAACAAGCUGGCUGCGUCAGGCAAAUCCCUCGCUUUUCCACUUAACAAGAGGGAGAGAUUUGAGCUUAUGUAUGCUCAAAGUAGAGCCAGCGAAGGGCUCUUUCACUCUGAAAACAAUCAGGCUUCUUCCCCGCCUAGUAGUAGACAGGCUAAGCAGCCUUGUGUCGUUUUUGAAGGCCCUUCAGCCAACAUGGCUCUGCUCCAUCAAACAAAUCGAGGGGCCACCAGAAGUUCAGUUCCUCGAGCUUUGAACUUUGAAGGCUAUAAUCCAGUGACUCACGAGGAAACAACGCCUAGAAAACGGCAAAUCCAAGUUGAAAGCAGUGCUACAAACGCACCAUCAAAGCCAAAAGUUUUAAAGGAGACCAGCAGGCAAUCUUCUGACAAAGGCAAAGCAACAUUUGAUAUGAAGUCAAAGGUUAAGAAAGCAUCAGGAUCACCUGAAGUCGUUAUACUGACGGCCAACGUGAAAUGCACUGUCGAAUGGCACAGCCAAAUAUCUUCGUUCAGAAAGUUCCAUGUUCUCUUUGAAGUUUUUGCGAUACUGCAACGAGUGCGAGAGAAAGAGACGCACUACGAGUUGUUGCUGCGAGACAAGUCGGGCCCCUUGAUGCUGACACUGUUCUACAAGAUGGACCAGACGAUGCCUGAACUGGCGAGUGGACAGGUGGUGCGCGUCGUCGGCCGGCUGCUGGCCCGCACACGGCUUCAGGCGUUCAGCGUGCGCCAGGCCAGACCCGGCGAGAUGCAGCGACACGACCUAUAUCUCAGCAACCAGUCCCUCAAGACGAUGAAGCGUAUUGAGCAAGACCAGGAGGAAUAAUGAACUUAUUAUUCUAUGAGUAGAAAGUGACGCGCUGUACGCGAUGAAUGCACUCUGGAUCAGUGUUUUAAUUUCCGCUCUCAUGUAAAUGACCAUUGAAUGUGUUUCUGUUGAAAUAUCUUAUUGUUUUUUGAUGUAAAGCAAUAAAGGGAAGACUUAAAAUAUAAAAUUU
This is a messenger RNA of Cloeon dipterum, 1268 nucleotides long. RefSeq lists its product as uncharacterized. The transcript has 8 exons. The coding region runs from base 77 to 1096 and encodes 339 amino acids. Lineage: Eukaryota; Metazoa; Arthropoda; Insecta; Ephemeroptera; Baetidae. The record is from RefSeq and is a predicted model, not a curated record.